AUGCUGCUACUCCUUCUCGUUGUCGGGCUACCAUCGCUUGUCGUCUCAAAAUGCGUCCAAUGUGCUUCACCAUCACUUCGGUCGCAGUGGCAGUUGACCGGAUUUCCUCGACAACCCACAAAUCUAGCCUUUCACACAGCAUGCGGUUCGGCCUUACAAAGUGUUCCGGAUAAUAUGGUAUUGACUUCCUGUAACACGGUUUGCUUUGAAAUGGUGAUACCUGCUUAUAACAACUAUCACUUCAUACGUGGUUGUCACGACGAUUUUAUUGAAAAGGGUAAUACCGCACAGCAAGUACGCGAUGGGCCAAAAUGCUAUUAUACGAACGUAACCAGCGAAAAAAUCACCUCAAGUGAUGAUGCGACAUUGACUUUGCCAGGAGUAGCAGUCAUACGAUACGACAAACUUGACAGUGAACCUGGGUACAAAAAUAUCAAGCUGUCACGUGCGGUACUGGAAAAGGCCAAUUUUGACAAUUAUGUAAAGGAACAGCUGCAAUGCAGUAUAACACAAGAAACAAACUGCGUCAAAAGCAUCUAUUACGAUGGUACUGGCGAGGACAACAAUAAGAAUUCGUGCAGUGGAGCAUACUGUACCAGUUUUGAAGGCAAAUUGAAUGGUAGAAAAUACAUAGAACGCGGAUGUGCACCUAUAGCUCCAUUCGUAGAAAAUGUGUGUUUCUAUUUGAACACAAGCACCACCUUCGUUUCCGGUCCAGGCACUGGUGGAACAGUGUCUCGCCAAAAGCGUUCACUUGAUGCAAUUCUUGCUGGCACACAGUGCAUUUGCACAAACCCCGGGUACUGCAACACUACUGGAAGAACAUCGAUUGGUGUGUUGAUGGCCACUGUUCUUGUGACCACUGUGAUACGGUUUUUAUACUAAUGUGUUUGUUCAACAUUUGUCUUUUGGCAAAAUUGCUUAAAAGUUUGCUUUUCUAUGUAAUCCGCUUUCUCGAAUGUUGAAUAAACAUAUUUUACACUUUAUACGGG
Messenger RNA from Cylicocyclus nassatus, 992 nucleotides. NCBI's taxonomy places the organism in Eukaryota, Metazoa, Nematoda, Chromadorea, Rhabditida, Strongylidae. The record is from the annotation of a GenBank genome assembly.